GUGAUCACGCAGACAGACUCGAUUUCGCAGCGGGCCCGAAACGGCGCGCUCGCCCUCUCGCUCUGGCUGGAGUGCGUCUCAUGACUGCAAGAAAUCUGCCCCGCAGUCAUAGAGCGCAGGCGUAGACCAGCUGCUGUGAAGGGACAACGAGGAAGGAAUGCAAUUGUACGACAUCGAUGCGACGAGCGCCGGAGCUUGCAGAAUGUUUCCUCCUCGGCCAUAUGCGUUCGUUCCGAAUCGCGUGGACCUUACUGGCGGCGAGCUUCUCUGGCUGGUGGGCCAAAGCACGACCUCGGACAGAUGUCCGCGCACGAAUUGCUCGCACGAACUGGAUGCCUGCAUAGGAUUUCCAAAAGCGGGCAGAUACUGAUUCCUUCUAGAACAUGUAGGGAGCACAUUGGUCCGCACAUAGUGCAGCCGUCUCUGCAUUUGUCGAGUAAGGCAACCUCUCAUCUGACACAUCUCCCCAGAUUGGUGUUGCCCUACCACGCAUAACGACGCCGAUCUGAUCCGGCACACACCCACCGGCCUUCGAUUCGGCCAAUUCCGUAUCUGAAUCGUUCACGAGCGCAAAGCUCUACCUCCUCGGUGAUCAUCUGCGCCAAUUAGUUGCCGCGGAAUCUAUCAGCCGGCGGCUCCAGCACGUUCUGCAGCAUGACAGCAAGGUCCUGCUCAUAUGUGCAACGUCACCGUGGCCAAUGUGUUUGCUACCUGUACGCUGCUCGACAUGGUCUGCAUACAGGCUGCCAGAACCGCGGCAUGACGCAUAAGAUGAAUCGACGUGUACAUGUAUCAGGACGGAGCGGUGAAUAUGUCGCGUCGCGAUUUCAGAAUCGGACGCACAGCAGGAUCGACGUGUACUCGAGGAAACGAGUACUAGAACUAAAAUAUGGUCCUGGCGCCUGGUCUCAUCAUCCAGGUAGUCAUCACCGCCGACCAGUCAGUCGACAAAAUCUUCGAGCAGCGCUCACUUCCCAUCAUCAAGUCAUUCUGGCUAUCAACGAGGUGCAACAGCUCAUACUGAAUACCCAUCCUCCCUAGAACCUUUCAUAUGACUUCUCACGGCUUCAGCUGGUGCAGCUGUCCAUAUUGUCCCAACGACAAUGAUAGUCGGCGAUCUACCAGAUACCUAUCUUAUGUACCCUACUACGAAGCAGGUCAUCAACACAGCAUAUGCAGAUGGUGCGAACUCUGGCAGCAAUACGUACCUGGCUUCGAACUUUCACCCAUGUAUCGAAUCUACGCACAUGCCUUUGAAACGAUUCACGAUUUCUUCCGAGGAGCAGAGCAACACACUUCGACGCAAGAAAUUUCUCGCAUGAUUCGUGGAGUCGCCAAAUAUGUCGAUGGGCAAAAUCUUAUGGAAUAUCGCAUGUAUCGUUUGCAAGAACUCGUUUAUGAGUUGCAUGCUCUCGCUGCUCGCGUGAGAGAUUUGGCGGAAUGUGAAAUGUUACCGUUGGGUAUGCGGGGUGGUGGCGGUGGUGGUGGUGGGCUUGCAUAUAAUCGUUCUCCUCGAGCUAUUGGGUAUCGGUGAUGAUGAUGAUGAUGAGUAGCCGUGUUGAG
Messenger RNA from Sphaerulina musiva SO2202, 1563 nucleotides. RefSeq lists its product as uncharacterized. The record is from RefSeq and is a predicted model, not a curated record. The transcript is spliced from 2 exons. The coding region runs from base 1052 to 1534 and encodes 160 amino acids. NCBI's taxonomy places the organism in Eukaryota, Fungi, Ascomycota, Dothideomycetes, Mycosphaerellales, Mycosphaerellaceae.